UUAUUUAUGUUACAUUAAAAAAAAGAAAAAGGAAUGCAAGUUGGAAUGUUUUAAACUUUGUUUCUGUCAUUCCUGGGUCUAGUAGAACUGAAAUAGAUUUGGAAAAGUGAAGUCAUCAGCUAUUGGAUAGGGGAAACUUAAUGAUUUAAGGAAGUUGUUUUAGUUUACGAGCUUGGAAAAUGACCAAUAAAGGAUAAAGACUAAUAAAGGUGUGAGAGAGAAAAAGAUCGUGUAAGAAAAAAAAAUUUAAGCACAGAAGAAACUACUGGAUGUUAUGACUGUUUCCCCCACUUGAAUAGAGAAAGUUUAUGUCCUCGACCUGAUUUGGUGCUUAAAGGUUUAGGUUAUUGUAAUUAUUCUUAUUCUGCAUAUCAUUUGCACCCCAUGACACAUUUCAGCACUCCUUUCAAAUCAUCCGAUCCUACAAAUGCUGAAAAUCUUCAAGCCUUCGUGCAGAGCAGCUUGCUGGAAUCAGUUCUGCUGGGAUGCUGUACCGUUGCUUUUAAACGACUGAGAAAGUAUUACAGUACUGUACAUAGAGACGCAUGAACUGUAGAGGAAAUGAAGUGGUUAAGCGUCACAAUCACGAACAAGACACAUGAGUAACUCUUUAUAUUCCGAUAAUGUUGGUCAAUGACAAUGAUUAUGACUUUCGGGGGACUUUAGCGGUCGUUUCUCAGUCGCUUUCCUGGCAUGCGUGAAUCCUAGGAUUCCAAUUCUUCAUCGAGUUUCUGCAGUGAUCUGGUGUCCUCCUGUUACUGUACUUCAGAAGAAAUAUGGAGUUGCUCGCCGUGUUGUCUUAAUUUCGCGUAAAAAAGAAUUGUCAUUAGGUUUGCGUAUGGCAUGUGCCAUUACCCCACCGUAAAACUAAAAUUAGCAAAAUGUCAGGAAUGGAAAGAUUGAUUCACCAAGAUGCAAUUAUCAUUUAAAAGUGCUUGAUUGAGGUGCUGAUGUUCAGUGAUUUAUUCUGCAUACCAUAUACAUAAUUAAAGUAGUGUAGUGGAGUAAUUUAUCAAUCUAAGUUGAGACUGGAUGGGGGUAAGGAAGGAGCUGCUGUAUGUUUGUUUUAUUAAAAUGCUUUGGGAUGUAGUCCCGCCCCCUUUUGCAAGAGUGAAACUGAUUAUUUCUCUAGCUCUGGAGGAGUGGAAAGAGACAGUGAGUGCUUCGUUUGGGAUUGUGGGAAAAGGGAGAGAAAAGGGCAAAGAGAGAGAGGAGGAGGAGGAGGAGAGAGGGGGAGAGAAAAAGAGAGGACCGUCGAGAGAGAGAGAGAGAGAGAGAGAGAGAGAGAGAGAGAGAGAGAGAGAGAGAGAGAGAGAGAGAGAGAGAGAGAGAGAGAGAGAUUAGACGUGUGCAGUUUUGAAUCUCAGCCUUGCUUGUGCUUUUUUCCCCUCUUAAUUCUCUCACUCUCUCCUUCUCUUUCUCUCUUUCCUUCUCUCUCCUUCCCUCCUCCUCCUCUCUUUUUUACGCGAUGUUUCAAAAGCUCUGAGUUGCUCUCUUAUUCUCAUUUGUCUUCUUUCACUUCCUUCCUGGACGCUGUUUUCAGGACGAGUCCGGUUACUUUUAAUCUGGCCAGCGGCAGAGAGCUACUUUCUCCUCCUCCACGCUGCACACACGCGCGCGGACGCGCGCGUGCCCGUGCGCGUGCCCACCCAGACACAGACACACACACACAGGCACAGACACACACAUACACAUACAGAGACACACACUCCUCUCUCUCUCUCUUUCUCUCUCUCUCUUUCUUUCUCUCUCUCUCGCUCGCUCGCUCGCUCGUUCGCUCGUUCUCUCUCUCUCCCUCAGUCAGUCACUCAUAGAUACUCGAACACACGCACACGCACACGCAUACACCCAGACAUCUUCUGGCUGCUAUUGGAUUGACUUUGAAGGUUGUGUGUGGUUCGCCGAGGCUGCACGUUGAAUCAGGUGGAGAAAAAUUUUAAAGACUGGACGAAGCAAAAGAUCAUUAUUAUUACUAUUUUUUUUUUAAUUCAAGAAAGGAAAAUAUUCCAAGGACUAAUCUGAUCGUAUCUUCCUUCAUCAGGAACGAAUGCAGGGAUCUGUGAAUUGAGUAGUGCAAGUGCUGAAGAGGGAGGUUUGUUUGGAGGAAACGGGAAAGAGAAAGAAAAGAGAAGGAAAAAAUACAUAAUUUUAGGAACGAGAGAGAGAAGAAAAACGGGGACUAUGGGGAGAAAAAAGAUUCAGAUCACGAGGAUUAUGGAUGAACGUAAUAGACAGGUGACAUUUACAAAGAGGAAAUUUGGGUUAAUGAAGAAGGCUUAUGAGCUGAGUGUUCUAUGUGACUGUGAGAUUGCGCUAAUCAUCUUUAACAGCACCAACAAACUGUUCCAGUAUGCCAGCACGGAUAUGGACAAAGUGUUGCUGAAAUACACAGAGUACAAUGAGCCACAUGAGAGCCGAACAAAUUCAGACAUUGUUGAGACAUUGAGAAAGAAGGGGCUUAAUGGUUGUGACAGUCCAGACCCUGAUGCAGACGAUUCAGUAGGUCACAGCCCUGAGUCUGAGGACAAGUACAGGAAAAUUAAUGAAGAUAUUGACCUAAUGAUCAGCAGGCAAAGAUUGUGUGCAUUGAACAAGAAAGAAAACAAAGGUUGUGAAAGCCCCGAUCCUGACUCCUCUUAUGCACUCACCCCACGCACUGAAGAAAAAUACAAAAAAAUUAAUGAAGAGUUUGAUAAUAUGAUCAAGAGUCAUAAAAUUCCUGCUGUUCCACCACCAAAUUUUGAGAUGCCAGUUUCUAUCCCAGUGUCCAAUCACAACAGUUUGGUAUAUAGCAAUCCAGUCAGCUCACUGGGCAACCCCAACCUUUUGCCGCUGGCCCACCCUUCUUUGCAGAGAAAUAGCAUGUCUCCUGGAGUGACACAUCGGCCUCCAAGUGCAGGUAACACAGGUGGUCUGAUGGGCGGGGACCUCACAACCGGUGCAGGCACCAGUGCAGGGAACGGGUAUGGUAACCCCAGAAACUCACCAGGUUUGCUGGUCUCACCUGGAAACUUGAAUAAGAAUAUGCAAGCAAAGUCUCCACCACCGAUGAAUCUGGGAAUGAACAACCGUAAACCAGAUCUCCGAGUCCUUAUUCCACCAGGCAGCAAGAAUGCAAUGCCAUCAGUGAAUCAAAGGAUAAAUAACUCCCAGUCUGCUCAGUCAUUGGCCACCCCAGUGGUUUCCGUAGCAACUCCUACUUUACCAGGGCAAGGAAUGGGAGGGUAUCCAUCAGCCAUUUCAACAACAUAUGGUACUGAGUACUCACUGAGUAGUGCAGAUUUGUCAUCUCUCUCUGGGUUUAAUACAGCCAGUGCUCUUCAUCUUGGUUCAGUAACUGGCUGGCAACAGCAACACCUACAUAACAUGCCACCAUCUGCCCUCAGUCAAUUGGGAGCUUGCACUAGCACUCACUUAUCUCAGAGUACAAAUCUCUCCCUGCCUUCUACUCAAAGCCUCAACAUCAAGUCAGAACCUGUUUCUCCUCCUAGAGACCGUACCACCACCCCCUCGAGAUACCCACAGCAUACGCGCCACGAGGCGGGGAGAUCUCCUGUUGACAGCUUGAGCAGCUGUAGCAGCUCGUAUGACGGGAGCGACCGAGAGGAUCAUCGGAAUGAAUUCCACUCCCCCAUUGGACUCACCAGACCUUCGCCGGACGAAAGGGAAAGUCCCUCAGUCAAGCGCAUGCGGCUCUCUGAAGGAUGGGCAACAUGAUCAAAUUAUUACCUACUAGUUUUUUUUUUUUCUUGCAGUGUGUGUGUGCUAUACCUUAAUGGGGAAUGGGGGGUCGAUAUGCAUUAUAUGUGCCGUGUGUGGACAAAAAAAGUCAGGUACUCUGUUUUGUAAAAGUACUUUUCAAUUGCCUCAGUGAUACAGUAUAAAGGUAACCAGAAAUGCUGAGAUAGGCUUAGCACUUGAGUUGUACAACAGAACACUUGUACAAAAUAGAUUUUAAGGCUAACUUCUUUUCACUGUUGUGCUCCUUUGCAAAAUGUAUGUUACAAUAGAUAGUGUCAUGUUGCAGGUUCAACGUUAUUUACAUGUAAAUAGACAAAAGGAAACAUUUGCCAGAAGGGGCAGAUCUUUACUGAGAGAGAAAGCAGCUGUUAUGCAACAUAUAGAAAAUGUAUAGAUGUUUUGACAGACCCAGCAAUGGGUGGCCACUGGGAAAUGUAAGAAACAGAGGAGGUCACCUAACAUAGCAAUGAUGCUCCCAAACAUUCAGGCAUAUCAUUGAAGUAUGGCACUCCGUUAAAAGGAUCAAAGACAUUUAAAAGAGGACCAUACUUAGAAAAACGUGGAGUUUGAGGGCAAACGUAUUUAAUUUUUAAAAAUUCUGGGUCUGCAUCACUUAUUAAAUAAAAAUAUAAAAAUAUGUACAUUACAUUUUGCUUAUUUUCAUAUAAAAAGUAAGACAGAGUUUGCAAAGCAUUUGUGGCUUUUUGUAGUUUACUUAAGCCAAAAUGUGUUUUUUUUUCUUGAUAGCUUCGCUAAUAUUUUAAACAGUCCUGAAAAAAGCAAAAGGGACUUUUUGUAUAGAAAGCACUACCCUAAGCCAUGAAGAACUCCAUGCUUUGCUAACCAAGAUAACUGUUUUCUCUUUGUAGAAGUUUUGUUUUUGAAAUGUGUAUUUCUAAUUAUAUAAAAUAUUAAGAAUCUUUUAAAAAAUCUGUGAAAUUAACAUGCUUGUGUAUAGCUUUCUAAUAUAUAAUAAUUAUGGUAAUAGCAGAAGUUUUUGUUAUCUUAAUAGUGGGAGGGGGGUAUAUUUGUGCUGUUGCACAUUUAAGUAACUAUUUUCUUUCAGUUUUCUUUUACUCUGCAUACAUUUUACAAAAUCAAAAUCAGUUGUCAAAAGGAUAGCCUGUGGGGUUAGAAUGACCACAUCAUAACAACCUAAAUCAUUUCAAAAACUACAUUUGCAAUCUAUUGGGUGAACGGACAUCCAUUGUAUAUAUAUAUAUUGAUUAGUUCUUUCAGUUUGGGAUUUUUGGGUUUUUUUGCAUUUUACCAAAUGCAGGGCCCCUUUUCUGAUCUUAGGUAUACCCCUGUGCAUCUUGGAAUUAAGUAAGCAUCACAAUUUGACCUUUCUCCUAAAUCAUCUACUUGGUAUUCAGCCCACUCUAAUUUGAUACAGAGUAUUUGGUUUUUAAAAUCUGCCUGGAAUGGGCUAUAAGUGGUGGUACGUUAUGUCCUGAAGAUAUGUCAGAAAAAAAAAAGAUGUGAUCAAUGUGGAGGUAACCCAGUGAAUAAGUUCUAAUCGCCCACAUUCAGAAAAAAUACAAAGAAACGAUGCUACAGAAAAAAAAAAGAAACAGGUACCCAGUUUGUAUUAUUUUAACCUGUACUCAACUAAACCUUGCUGAUAUCAUAAGGCAGUUGAGCUAGCCCAGUGUAUCAGGCAACCCCAAAAUGUCACUUCUGCAUAAGGCAUGUAUGUCCUAUUUUUUCCUUCGAUAAAGAAAAUUACUAGCCAAUACAAGAAAAUCCAUUUAAGAUCCUCUAUGUCCCUUUCCAUUCAAAGAAACAAUGACUUAUUGAACAUAUGUCUCUGGGGAUUAUUUUCUGGGUCAUUCCAUUCCUUUUAAGAAGUUAGUGCCAUAAGAAAUGUUUAUAUUUCUUCUCCAAGAGUAGUUUCAGUUUUUGAAAGGAUAUAGGAACAAUUUCCUUCUCAUGGUAUAUGGAGAUCCAGUUUCAUCUCCCAAUCAGAUGCAUUGACAUUAGCAGCAAAAAAAAAAAGUAAAAAAAAAGUAAAACUACAGAAGUGAUGCAGUCAGCACAAACAAAUCCACACUAAGACCCAUUCCCCAUCAACGUGCAUAGUUCUGUGUAUUUCUCAUCAUAAGAGGCUGCCGCUGGGUGGCAGAAGCCAAGAGAUUUUACUCACUGGACUCUAUUUUCCUAACUUUAUCUGAAAUUUCCAAUUAGUUCUCUGGUUUGUGCCUGACUAGGAUGCCAGUCUGCCUUGUGCCCAUAUUUUGUAUACUCUAAGCAGAAUGCAAUUCAACUAAUUCCUCCAUCCUAUUUGAUAAGAUGACCGUGGAACAUGGAAAGAAAGCUCUUUAUGCAGAGGAAAAGCAGAACUGGAUCCCUGACCUAUUAAAUGCAAACACACAUAGACACACACGAUAUUCAAAGCCACUCUCCUAACCUUAAGCAUGAUCCCAUUCUUAGAGUCUCUGGCUGAGAUUUUUAACUUGACGUGUAUAAAAUAUGCAAAUAUGUCACAAAUGUGCUUUGUCAUUUCAAAACACUUUGGGUUUAUCCGAGUUGUUAGUAGAAACUUGUCAGCGGGUGGGGAGGGGGUCAGUCUAUGAAAAUACGAAGAAUAGCCAUAUUAAUAGUUUACCUUGCAAUUUGCCUCAGCAACACAGGAAAAAAAAAAGGAAAAGUGAGUUUCUAAGGGGGUGGUUGUUUAAAGUAAGCUAAAGAACCAGCAGAAGCUAGGGCGAAGCCGAAGCCUUGGCUAUUUAUAGCCGUUCUGACAAUGGUUUUAUAAGAACAUUUCAAAGAAUAGAAUCACUUGAAAAUGGAUGCCAGUCACCUCUUGUUCCCACCACCGAGUUCAUAGCAAGUGGUGGCAAGAGAGUGAAGGGCUAAUCGGAGAAUUUUUCAAAGAUGAUUUAAUGAGAAGAAGCACAACUUUGAAUAUGAUGAGUCACUUUCUGUCAACAAUAACUGUCUAUCUUUUUUACCCUUGUACCUUUCUCUGUAAUUUACCAUUUAUUGUAUUUGCAAAGCUAAUUUUGUUUUUUUUUUCACAGAGAUUCCUUUGUAUGUAAGGAGUUUGGGGCAGAGCCCUGAGGGAGUAUUACUUUACAGAACCCAAGCUGCAGAAACCUUUUUUUUUAGGCAACACUCUUCAUUGCAAGUUAAAAUACCCCAAAGUGGCAUUUUGUUCACUCGCAAGGAUUGUCAUUGCAAAUCCUUAUUUUAAGAGAUUUUCAGCAACAUCACUGAACUUAAUUACUGGUGACAAUGAUAUGAUGUACAGGAGCUGCACGACCUGUAUAUGGUAUGCAUUGCUGCAGCCUUUCAUUCUGAUGCUGUUCAUUUCAACAUUUCGGAAAGUUCAGUUUUAUAGCAAAGAGGCAUAUUUUUUCCCAAAGGCAGAAUCUGUUUUGUAAUGAUGAAUAUGAAAAUACCUGUCAUCUUCAGCUCAUUUUCAGGUUAACUAAAGUGAGAAUUUUUAAAAUAACAAUGUCAAUUCUCUCUUAACAAGAAUGUCAGCCCUCUUGUACCUGGACAUGUUUGGUUUAGCUUUCCUACCCAGUCUUUAACUUAGGGAGAGAGUUUUUGUUUUUGUUUUUCUUUUUUUUGCCCCUUUCUUCUUGUAUUUCCUUCAGAAAGUAAAUGCUUUGUAUUUCUUUUUUUUAAGCCACUUGAAACCUCAAUAAAGGCUGUUGCCUAAACAUGGAAUACUUCAUCUGUUCCUGUUUGUGCCAUCUGCUGUGAUGUCGUCACUUAUAUGGCGUUAAUUUCCUGCCACUACAGAUCUUUUGAAGGACUGAUGGGAUAUUGGUAUCUGUUAGAAUGCUUCAGAUUGUAGAUGUAAUAAGAGGCUUUUGUUAAUAUGUUUUAACCAAAGAUGUGGAGCAAUCCAAGCUUUUAGCCACAUACCGUCUGCAUCAAAUUUGUCCAUUUGGGUUAUUUUGAUAAUCGGGUGUUACAUUUUGCCUUCCCUACGCAUACCUCAAAUUGAUCCAUACCUCACUUUCAUUCAGAGAGGUCAACUAAAUGACAGAUUUCUUUUCUUUCACGCUAAAUGCUAGUACCUGUGGUCUCUUAGAGUAGAGCAGAAAUGGGUCACUGUAGGCAUAGUACUUGGAUUGCUUCAGAUGGUUUGCUGUAUCUUUUUUCUUCUUUUUUUUCUUUUUCUGGGGACUUGUUUCCAUUAAAUGACAGUAAUUCACAAGUAGCUUGUAAAUGAGGGCAUACAAGCAUUUGCAACAAAUAUUAAAAUAGAGGCUCACAGCGGCAUAAGCUGGACUUUGUCGCCACUAGAUGACAAGAUGUUAUAACUAAGUUAAACCACAUCUGUGUAUCUCAAGGGACUUAAUUCAGCUGUCUGUAGUGAACAAAAGUGGGAAAUUUUCAAAAGUUUCUCCUGCUGGAAAUAAGGUAUAAUUUGUAUUUUGCAGACAAUUCAGUAAAGUUACUGGCUUUCUUAGUGA
Molecule: messenger RNA, 8174 nt
Organism: Monodelphis domestica (gray short-tailed opossum)
Lineage: Eukaryota; Metazoa; Chordata; Mammalia; Didelphimorphia; Didelphidae
Source: RefSeq, a predicted model, not a curated record